Messenger RNA from Acomys russatus (golden spiny mouse), 625 nucleotides. It is a transcript of the gene Prok2, whose product is annotated as prokineticin 2. The transcript is spliced from 3 exons. Bases 133 to 456 code for a protein of 107 amino acids. NCBI's taxonomy places the organism in Eukaryota, Metazoa, Chordata, Mammalia, Rodentia, Muridae. The record is from RefSeq and is a predicted model, not a curated record.
ACGGGGCUCGCCUUUAUAACCGCCGCCAGGCUUGCGGCUCAGCAGAGCAGCCCGGCCACGCGUCACUAACGUCCCGGCUCACCAACGUCCCUGAUCCCGCGCACCUAACCGCCACCGUGUCUUCGGGCCGCCAUGGGGGGCCCGCGCUGUGCCCCGUUACUGCUACUUCUGCUGCUACAGUUGAUGCUCACACCACCCGCCGGGGAUGCCGCGGUCAUCACCGGGGCUUGUGACAAGGACUCUCAGUGUGGAGGAGGCAUGUGCUGCGCUGUCAGUAUCUGGGUUAAGAGCAUAAGGAUCUGCACACCUAUGGGCCAAGUGGGAGACAGCUGUCACCCCCUGACUCGGAAAGUUCCAUUUUGGGGGCGGAGAAUGCACCACACUUGCCCCUGCCUGCCAGGCUUGGCAUGCCUCAGGACUUCUUUCAACCGGUUUAUUUGUUUGGCCCGGAAGUGAUCAGUCUGAAGUAGGAACUUGAAGUGUGAACCUCCGCUGCACGGUGUCUGUCACAUCUCACUUGUGAUUGUGUCAAACAAAGAAUAUGCCAGAAAGAAGUGUUCUUACUCCCUCAACUUUCCAAGUAACUUUUUUCUUUCUUUUUCUUUUUUGAAAGAAGGUUUUGAUU